GACUGUUCCAGUAUAAAAGAUUAAAUUACGGUACGAACAGUGCAGCCGAGAUAUUCCAAAAUGUGCUACAACAAAACCUUAGCGAUAUCAGAGGAGUGAAAAACCUGGUGGAUGAUAUUAUUAUUCAUGGUAAAACCCGAAAGUCACACGAUGAAGCACUAGAGAACUGUCUAAAACGGCUAGCAGCACUAAACUUUAAAGUGAAAGGGGAAAAAUGUGAAUUUCUACAAGACGAAAUUACGUUCUUCGGAUUAAAAUUUACAGCAGCAGGAACCAAACCAGAUCCAGAGAGUAUUGAGAACAUGGUUAGAGUACAAGCUCCCAAAACUGCUGGAGAAGUUAGAAGUCUUCUGGGAAUGGCCAACACUUGCCACGAAUACAUUCCAGAUUAUGCAACUAUUACAGCACCUCUAAGAGAACUAACCAAGAAAAACAUUGCGUUUAAGUGGGAAAAUAGACAUCAGAAAGCAUUUGAGCAACUGAAAAAGAAACUAACAAGUACCCAAGUUAUGGCAUAUUUCGAUACAAAGAAACGAAGUCUAGUAAUCGUAGAUGGCUCCCCUUAUGGAAUUAGUGCAAUACUAGCACAGAAAGAACAUCACAGCCAGCAGUACAAAAUCCUUUCAUAUGCAAGCAGAGCACUCAGCCCAGUUGAGACAAGAUACUCUCAAACAGAUAUUGAAGGACUUAGCUUAGUAUGGGGAAUUGAGCAUUUUCGAAUGUUCUUGAUUGGAUCAGAAUUCGAUGUGAUAACUGAUCAUAAAGCAUUAGAAUCUAUAUUCAAUAACCCAAGAUCCAGACCACCAGCCCGCAUCGAGAGAUGGAUGAUGCGAUUACAACCAUUCAACUUCAAAGUCAUUUACCGCAAAGGAUCCUUAAACGAAGCUGACAACUUAAGUAGACAUCCAGCUGUUAUAGAGAGAGAACAAAUAACGAGUACAUCAGCAGAAGGAUAUGUGAAUUAUGUAACUAACUGUUCAGUUCCAAAGUCAAUGACACUUGACGAGAUUAAAAAAGCAACCCAUAACGAUCCAGUAUUACAAAAAGUUAAGAAAUGUAUGAAAGAGGGAAAAUGGGAUGAGAACGAUCCGGAUCUUAAACCGUUUAGACUUUGCGCCGACGAACUUACGUACAAUGCAUCAGCAGGUAUACUGUUGAAGAACACACGGCUGGUCAUUCCAACACCAUUACAAGAAAGAGCAACAAAGUUAGGUCAUAUCGGGCAUCAAGGAAUUGAGAAAACAAAAAGCCUACUACGCGAAAAGAUCUGGUACCCAAAUAUGGACAAACGAGUGAAAGAAAUGGUAAACAAAUGCAUUCCUUGCCAAGCUGUAGGUCACGGUAAUAACCCGGAGCCAAUGAAAAUAACACCAACCGAAGACAAACCAUGGACUAGUGUAGCAAUCGACUUCUAUUGUCCAGUACCCCGAACUGCAUGGUCAAUACCUGCUAGUGGUUAUCGAUACCUACUCAAAAUUCGCAGAGAUAGAAAUAGUCAACUCAACCGAAGCAAAAACUUGCAUACCAAAAUUAGAUACGAUAUUUGCCAGAUAUGGAAUACCAUCAAAAAUAAAAACUGACAAUGGACCCUCAGAACAUUAUACGGUAGUACAACGUAAGUACAACACCAUCAUAGCUGAAAGAGAUGGUAAGACGGUGACAAGAAAUGUUUCACACUUUAAGAAGGUAGUAAUGGAGGAAAGCGUGGAGGAGCAGGAAGAUACAGCACCGGGAAGAUCGACGGAAACAGAGGAACCACCAAAGCAAGAACCAAGUGUAAGGAGAUCAACAAGAAUGAAAAGACCG
This is a messenger RNA of Paramuricea clavata, 1806 nucleotides long. Lineage: Eukaryota; Metazoa; Cnidaria; Anthozoa; Malacalcyonacea; Plexauridae. The record is from the annotation of a GenBank genome assembly.